Messenger RNA from Arachis stenosperma, 1593 nucleotides. RefSeq lists its product as uncharacterized. The coding region runs from base 1 to 1593 and encodes 530 amino acids. Gene Ontology annotation, molecular function: nucleic acid binding; RNA-DNA hybrid ribonuclease activity. NCBI's taxonomy places the organism in Eukaryota, Viridiplantae, Streptophyta, Magnoliopsida, Fabales, Fabaceae. The record is from RefSeq and is a predicted model, not a curated record. The transcript has a single exon.
AUGAGGCUGAAUCCACUCAAAUGUGCCUUCGCCAUGGAAGCUGGCAAGUUCCUAGGAUUUAUGAUAACUCAGAGAGGGGUAGAAGCCAACCCGGAGAAGUGUCAAGCGAUACUCCAGAUGAAGAGCCCAGGUUGUAUCAAGGACGUCCAAAGGCUGGCGGGGCGGCUGACCUCAUUAUCCCGGUUUCUCGGGGCAUCGACGACAAAGGCCCUACCGUUCUUUAACCUCAUGAAGAAAGGGAUGGCGUUCGAGUGGACGCCCGCAUGUGAGGAAGCCUUUCGGCACUUCAAGGAAAUUCUGGCGGCUCCGCCUGUGCUCGGGAAGCCAAAGGACGGGGAGCCGUUAUACCUAUACCUCGCCAUAACAGGAGAAGCCCUGGCCGCAGUUCUGGUGCGGGAAGAAGGGAGGGCUCAACAACCAGUCUAUUUCAUAAACAGAGCCCUGCAAGGGGCAGAGUUAAGGUACAGCAAACUGGAAAAGCAAGCUCUAGCACUCUUGACCUCCUCACGAAGGUUAAAGCAAUACUUCCAAAGUCACCAGGUUGUCGUAAGAACGGACCAGGGAAUCCGGCAAGUACUUCAAAAACCCGACUUGGCAGGAAGAAUGAUGACUUGGUCCAUCGAACUUUCCCAAUACGAUAUACGAUACGAACCCCGGCAAGCCAUCAAGGCGCAGGCGAUGGCAGAUUUUCUGGUAGAAGUAACGGGGGAUCCAACCGAAGAGACGAGCACACGGUGGAAGCUCCACGUGGACGGAGCCUCCAACCAGACAUUUGGGGGUGCCGGGAUCAUCCUGGAAAGCCUGGUUGGGGUAGUAUACGAGCAGUCGAUCAGGUUCGAAUUUCCCAUCUCGAACAACCAGGCAGAAUACGAAGCCCUUAUAGGGGGCUUAACCCUAGCAGCGGAAGUCGGAGCGACAAGGCUGGAAAUAUGCAGCGAUUCUCAGGUCGUCACCUCCCAGGUAAACGGGAGCUACCAAGCCAAAGACUCGUUAUUACAAAAGUACUUGGAAAAAGUCAAAAACUUAAGCCAAAAAUUUGAGGAGGUCACGGUCCACCACGUUCCUAGAGAAAGGAACACACGGGCAGUUCUCCUAUCAAAGUUGGCCAGCACUAAACCGGGAGAAGGCAACCGGUCUCUCAUCCAAGGCAUGACGAGAGAGCCAGCGGUCACUUUGCACGUGUCAAGACUGGGCUCUUCAUGGCUAGACCCUAUCACCAGCUUCCUAGAAAAUGGCAAACUCCCUGACGACGAAAAGGACGCGGCGAAACUGAGAAGGGAAGCAGCCAAAUACGCGGUCAUCCAAGGACAACUAUUCAAGAAAGGACUCAACCAGCCCCUGCUGAAGUGCUUACACCCCGACCAAAAGGACUACGUCCUCAGGAAAGUCCAUGAAGGCUGCUGCGGACACCACAUAGGAGGUAAGGCCUUGGCAAGAAAAUUAAUUCGAGCCGGAUACUAUUGGCCGUCAAUGAUGGCAGACUCCAAGGAGUUCGUAAAAAAAUGUGUGAAGUGUCAAAAGAACGCCAAUUUCCACAGGGCACCGGCCUCCGAGUUAAGCCUGUUAACGUCCUCCCGGCCAUUCUCUCAAUAG